This is a messenger RNA of Pelobates fuscus (common spadefoot toad), 3358 nucleotides long. RefSeq names its product transmembrane O-mannosyltransferase targeting cadherins 2 (gene TMTC2). Gene Ontology annotation, molecular function: mannosyltransferase activity; protein binding. NCBI's taxonomy places the organism in Eukaryota, Metazoa, Chordata, Amphibia, Anura, Pelobatidae. Gene Ontology annotation, cellular component: endoplasmic reticulum membrane. The record is from RefSeq and is a predicted model, not a curated record. Gene Ontology annotation, biological process: protein O-linked glycosylation via mannose. The coding region runs from base 197 to 2707 and encodes 836 amino acids. The transcript is spliced from 12 exons.
UGUGCUAACACAUCUUUCCAGGGAACCAAGUUUAUCACGGCUCCGGCACUGACAGAGCACCAGGGGCAGGGCAAGGAGCGCUCUGCCAGCCUUCCUCCAUGGGCUGCGGGCGCUGAUCCUGCCUGGGAGAGCCACACACAGAGCUGGGGGAGAGGAGCCCAGCCUGGGCGACACUGGAGGGGCUGCAGCAGGAGAGAUGAUUGCAGAGGUGCUGAGCAGCGCCCUGGGGCUUGUCCUGUAUCUCAACACCCUGGGAGCUGAUUUCUGCUAUGAUGACAGCCGAGCCAUCAAAACAAACCAAGAUCUCCUUCCAGAAACUCCUUGGACCCAAAUCUUCUUCAACGAUUUCUGGGGAACUUUGCUGACUCACAGCGGCAGCCAUAAAUCAUAUCGACCACUAUGCACUUUGUCUUUUCGCCUUAACUAUACCUUUGGAGGUCUAGACCCAUGGGGCUACCACCUUGUCAAUGUCCUGUUGCACUCUGCAGUCACGGGUCUGUUCACAAACCUUUGUAAAGUACUAUUUGGCAGUGGAUGCUGGACUCUCAUUGCUGGAUUUUUAUUUGCUUGCCAUCCGAUACACACAGAAGCUGUUGCAGGGAUUGUUGGACGGGCUGACGUGGGAGCUGGACUCUUCUUUCUGCUUUCGUUACUGUGUUACGUGAAGCAUUGUUCCACCAGAGGAUAUUCAAUCAGGAGCUGGUGCUGGAUCUUCUGUGCAGGACUAUGUGCGAUGUGUAGCAUGCUAUGGAAGGAGCAGGGAGUCACCGUUCUAGCAGUGUUAGCGGUGUACGAUAUAUUUGUAUUUCACAAGCUAAAAAUUAAGGAGAUUAUCCUGGCAUUGAAUAAGAGAAAGAAUGUGUCCUUCUUCUUCAGUGUUGGAUUGCUUGUCGCCUGGGGAGUUUUUUUGCUGGGGGCUCGGUUUUACUGGAUGGGGAAUAGACCGCCAAGUUUCUCGAACUCUGACAACCCAGCUGCAGACUGCGACGUUCUUCUCACACGUACCCUGACCUUUCUGUACUUGCCAACUAAAAACCUGUGGCUGCUUUUUUGCCCGGACACACUCAGCUUUGAUUGGUCGAUGGAUGCUGUGCCUCUCAUUAAAUCAGUCAUUGACUGGAGGAAUAUACACACCGUGGCCUUUUACAUUUUGCUCUUCCUCCUUGCCUACUCAAGUCUGAAGAGUCCGUCUACAAAAAGAGAAAGCAAUGGGAAACUGUUCAUGAAUGGCAAGCAGAAUACUAAUGGUCAUAGCUGUCAAUCAGAUGUAGAUUACAAAAACUCAGAGCAAAGACCUACCAUUGUCUCAAAACUUGAAAAUGGUGUAAAAAACCAUAUUUCCCAAGAACUGCAACUUCCUUCAACAGAAAACAUUGUUGUUUUAGCUUUAUCCUUAUUGAUAGUACCCUUUGUGCCCGCUAGUAAUCUAUUUUUCUAUGUUGGCUUUGUUAUUGCAGAGCGUGUAUUAUAUAUACCCAGUAUGGGUUUUUGUUUACUAAUAACCGCAGGGCUAAGAGCCCUUUAUAUCAAGUCGCAAACAAGCUUUCUCAAAAGCCUAAUUUUUUAUGCUACUGCUGCGUUAAUAGUUUUUUAUGGACUAAAGACUGUUGUCAGGAACGAGGAUUGGAAGAAUGAAGAAAUGCUUUAUAGAUCUGGAAUACAAGUAAAUCCAGCUAAAGCUUGGGGGAAUCUUGGGAACGUCCUGAAGAGCCAGGGCAAAAUUGCGGAAGCUGAGACUGCUUAUAGAAAUGCUUUGUACUACCGUAGCAACAUGGCCGAUAUGCUGUAUAAUUUAGGAUUGUUGCUUCAGGAAAACAACAAGUUUUCAGAGGCCCUACAUUACUACACACUAGCAAUUGGUAGCAGGCCUACGCUAGCAUCUGCUUACUUGAAUACAGGGAUAAUCCUCAUGAAUCAGGGAAGGACAGAAGAUGCCAGGAAGACUUUUCUAAAGUGUUCAGAGAUCCCAGAUGAAAAUCUAAAAGAUCCAAAUGCUCAUAAAAGCUCUGUGACCAGUUGUCUUUACAACUUGGGAAAAUUAAUGCAUGAACAAGGGCAGUAUGAAGAUGCUCUUGAUGUAUAUAAAGAGGCAAUGCAGAAAAUGCCAAGACAAUUUGCACCGCAGAGCUUAUACAACAUGAUGGGAGAAGCUUACAUGAGGUUAAACAAGGUGCAUGAAGCAGAACACUGGUACGUGGAGUCACUGAGAUCAAAACCAGAUCAUAUCCCAGCACAUCUCACAUAUGGAAAGCUACUGGCCUUAACGAGCCGCAAAAACAAAGCUGAGCGUUACUUUCUGAAGGCAAUUGAACUGGAUUCCACCAAAGGAAACUGUUAUAUGCAUUACGGUCAGUUCUUGCUUGAAGAAGGACGCCUCCUAGAAGCUGCAGAGAUGGCAAAAAAAGCAGCAGAACUUGACCACUCUGAAUUUGAUGUUGUCUUCAAUGCUGCUCACAUGUUAAGGCAGGCCAGUCUCAAUGAAGCAGCAGAAGCGUAUUACAAAAUGGCAGCAGGGCUGAGACCCAAUUAUCCUGCUGCCUUGAUGAAUCUAGGAGCCAUUCUUCAUCUGAACGGGAAAUUAGAAGAGGCAGAAGCAAACUAUCUCCGGGCACUUCAGUUUAAACCAGACGAUGUGAUCACACAGUCGAACCUUCGCAAGUUGUGGAAUAUCAUGGAGAAGCAAGGCCUAAAGACAUCAAAAACGUGACACUAAAGUAUUAGAGACUUUUGACCAAAUGUCAGAUUCUAAAAUUGGACAUGCGGGAAGCUGAAUGUUGAGAGCUGGAAGCUAGGUUUCCUGCUAGUGUCUAGGAAGGUUUUAGUGCUGCUGUGAGAGGUCGACGCUUACUGGCAUUGUAGUUCUAUGUUUUAAAAAAAAGAAAAAAAAAAAGGGAAUUGAUGAAUGGGGGUUAGAAAAUCUCCGAAAGGGAAUGUGCUUGCAUUAGCCCUGGUAAAGAAAGGCACUUAAAUGAAAGAUCUGUCUGUAUAGAACACACCAUAAUCGGUUGUGCACAACGCUUGAACAGGCUGAAAUAAAUAACAGCCUCUAAAACUAUAUAAAAAAGACUUAUUGUCUUAAAUAAUUUCUUAAUUAUUACUAAAAUAAUUCAUUUGAAAUGAGUGGGUCUAGUCCGUUUCUCAAAGAUAAUUAACAAAAUAAGAUACAUUAAGAAAAUGUAUUUCUUGAGAAUGUAGCUCGGUAAUCAGGCACCAAACCACUUUCUAGAAUAUUUCUUAAUCUGAUUGCGGUCAGUCUUAAGGAAGUAAACAAAUGCAUUUUAAAUAUAAUUUAUUUAUAAUUUUUACUAAAUAUUGUAACUUUUUUUAAAAUGAACACUUUUAGUUUCAGGUGCCCUGG